Messenger RNA from Daldinia caldariorum, 2426 nucleotides. RefSeq lists its product as uncharacterized. Gene Ontology annotation, biological process: copper ion import; iron ion transport; intracellular iron ion homeostasis. Lineage: Eukaryota; Fungi; Ascomycota; Sordariomycetes; Xylariales; Hypoxylaceae. Gene Ontology annotation, cellular component: plasma membrane. The record is from RefSeq and is a predicted model, not a curated record. Gene Ontology annotation, molecular function: ferric-chelate reductase activity. The transcript has a single exon. The coding region runs from base 58 to 2004 and encodes 648 amino acids.
CAAACAACUACCUAACCUACAGGUACCUAACAUCCAGGGACCUAACAUCGAGGAACGAUGUCCGUCAACCAAGUUGAUCAGGACUGGGUCCUCGAUCUCUUCAGGGAAAGCUUGAGGACAUCGAGUCUCCCUCUCGGUUUAGACGACAACGACUUCUCUGUGUCGUUUAACGAUCCUCCCCCGGUGAGAGGUAUCCCGAAUGAUCCCGAGAAGCUCCAGUAUUUGCGAAACCUAAUUGCCUACAUCCUCGACGGUCGUGCUAUUGUCUACACCUACAACAUUGUUUUAUUAGUAGUGCUUGUGGUAUUUACUUUGCUUCACAUAAAUGAGAGGUUACGGGAGAAGUCUAGAUGGAAAAGACUCGAGCAGGGCUUCACUACGGCUUCGGAACCACUUAGAAAGACGGCCGACGAUUCCGAGCCUACAAACGAGGCAGAAUCUUCCUCUAGUAGUACUUUGGAAGGCUCACAAUCGUCUCACACCACACGUAAAGCUGUCGAUGCUGAUGUAGAGAGUCAACCUCUCCUUGGAUCGAGACGGCGUCGUCCUACCUCAGCAAGAGCGGGGAAUAAUGUCGCUAAGCGCUUGCGAUCCAUGUUGAUGUACCAACCUGGGCCCAUCCCAUUCAUUAAUCGGACUUUACCGUCGAACGGAACCUCUCUCUUCGUUUCGGCCUUUCUGGGUCUUAAUAUUUUCUAUCAAUUCUACCGCGUUCCCCUCGAUCCAGAUUAUUUUUUUGCUUUCGCCGAUCGAGCCGGUAUAAUAUUUAUCGUCAACUUGCCCCUUCUUUAUCUCCUAGCCGCCAAAAACCAACCCCUUCGGCUUCUCACGGGACACUCGUAUGAAGCCCUCAACAUCUACCAUCGCCGCGUUGGCGAGCUGAUGUGCUUCGAAGCAGUAGUGCACUUUUUUGGAAUGCUUCUUUGGCGGCUCAUUCUCGAACCGCCUUGGUUGAGGAGUGGCAGUUUCUACGCUUUUAUCACCCACCCAUUAUGUCUUUGGGGUAUCGGAGCAUGGGUAUCAUACGAGUUACUCUACUUUACCUCGCUCGGAAGUUUCCGUCAGAGGUGGUAUGAGCUCUUCCUGGUUUCCCACGUAUUCCUUCAAGUCGCCGCUCUCGCGUUUGUUUAUAUGCAUUUCUCCACGAGCCGGCCGUACGUACUUGUAUCACUGGCCAUAUUUCUCCUUGAUAGGCUCGCCUGGCGCUUGUGGAUGAAGUCUGCACAUUUCACAGCAGACAUAGCAAUAUUAGAGGACGACCAGACAUUACUCCUCUCUAUGGACUGGGACAUACCUACAUCUAAAGCUCGAGGAUGUCUCAGUUCUUUGGGACAAAGCAUCCGAUACGGUUGGCGCCCAGCCGACCACGCGUUUAUAUCAGUCCCAGUACUUGGUCGUAGCCAUUCUCUCCAAGCCCACCCAUUCACAAUCGCGUCCGCUGCACCUGUAAUGGAUGACACAGGUUCGCCAAGCCAUGCUUGGUUAAACUUGUUGAUUCGAGUACAGUCCGGUUUUACCUCUGACCUUCUAAGCCACGCGCGCCUAAACUCCAGGGUUGCUGUUCGCCUAGAUGGGCCUUAUGGAUCCCAAGACCCCCUUAACAUGCUAAGGUCGUGCGAGAAUGCUGUCCUCAUCGCUGGCGGAUCCGGGAUUGCAGUUGUCUUUCCUAUGGCGUGGGACCUGGCUACUACCAAAUGCGGGGGGAGGCAAGUACAUUUGAUAUGGGUGAUACACUCCCGAGCCCAACUGUCCUGGAUACCAGAAGAGCGGAUCACUGAGCUACAGAAGCUUGGAGUUCAUGUAGCCAUCCCGGAGCCGACAAUCGAGGCUGGCAGGCCGGACAUCCCCGCCUACAUUACCGAUCUGACCAGCUCUUCUGAGGGUAGGGUUGGGGUUGUAGUCUCUGGACCUGAUGGUCUAAACAGGGCUGCAAGGAAUGCAUGCGCUGACGCCGUCAGAUCAGGGGCUGAUAUCCAACUUCGGGUAGAGAAGUUCGGUUGGUAAGGAACGAGGUUAAGCAUUUGAUUUUUAUCGGAAACUGAUGGCUGGCGUUUUUUAUGAUUACAUGUGAAAUCAGUGGAAUAACAUAAUACAUCUGAUAAUGAUUGAUAUUGCAGGUGGGUUUUGGAUAGAUUAAGAUCUAGAUCUAGAUCUAGGUAGGCAGAUGCGAGUGUGCGUGCAUUACAUCUUGAGAUAGAUCGCUCUUUUUAAUUUCCCUAGGGACAUUUUAUAUUUUCAUGUCGAACGUGAAUGGUUGCCACGAAGCAUUUAGUUGGAGUGUUGAUACUAGAUCAUAACUGAGGAAUUCUGCAAUCAUCACCAUGUCACUGCUUCACAUUGUAACUCCAUAGGGGAGUUCAUGUCAUUAGUUGAAUUUUCAUUCAUAUUCUAAAUAUUAAAUAGUUUAUUAAUGCUCAAAGUUGCCC